Molecule: messenger RNA, 1092 nt
Organism: Symbiodinium pilosum
Lineage: Eukaryota; Dinophyceae; Suessiales; Symbiodiniaceae
Source: the annotation of a GenBank genome assembly
AUGUGUGCUCUCAUCCUGUGCAUGUUGCAUCGAAUGGCCAGUGGGCAGCCGGAGCUUAAGCAGGUCUUCACAAUGGAAGUGAGACCAAACAUAUUGAAGACUUCACCAAGCGGUGGACGGGUGAUGCUGGUGGAUGCCAGACCGAAGGUAAAGCGGAAACCCACCCAACAAGGGCUUUCAGAUAACUCGGUCAGCUCAUUCGUGCCGGGUUCUGCAGAACAUCAACAGUGGUCUGCGAAAGCGCAGCUUUCAGAUCGGAGCCAUACAGAGGAGACGGUGCUCGGUGGUUUCAGUGCCCUUAGCCGAGGCCAUGGGAAAGAGGAGUUGCACAAAGUGGUGCGGGAGAAGGUGAUUCCGGAGAUGCUACCAAGAUGGCUCUUCCAAGAGAUCGACACCUCCGGCGACGGCAUUCUUCAGCUGGAAGAGUUUGUGGCGGGCAUAGAGAAGGUGCACGCUCUGGUUCAUUUUGGGAAGUUCAGUGCAGCUUGGACCGGAAAGACCAGCCAGUGCCAGUUGCUUGUACUGACCUGCGGAUUACAGUUGCCGGGCUUGGACAAGUUGAGCGUUGAUGGCCAGCGUUUCACGCACGAAAAGCUUGUGGAGAUCUCUAAGAUUUUGGAUGUGACGCAAGAUGGCACUCUGAAUUAUUUGGAGUUUCAGCAGGCUUUCCAGCUCAAGGGACAGGGCACAGCCGACUUAGAAAACAGCCUGGUGGAGGACCUGACGACGCUUCUUUUCCGCUACAGGGUACACAUUCGGACGGGCUGCCAGUUUCUUGACGAAGUCGACAGUUGCAAGGUGCUGAAUGAGGAUUUUGAGAAUGUGCUACGUGGAGUGAACAACGCGCUGCAUUCGAAUGAACAAGGAAUCUCAGAAUCGCAAAUCAAGCACCUCUCUUCUGCUCUGACUGUGGAGGACUUGAGAAUCUUGAGAAGAUGCAUGAAUCUGUCAGUCAGCGUACGUGGAGCUUCGCAGAAACUUGUGUUGGUAGCCACGGGCCCUGCAUUGCCUGGGAAGGGUUUCUGCAUGAUCAUGCGGCAUCUCUUUCUUGGUAUGAUGAGAAGGUUUGGGAAGGGUGGCCUCCUGACAUGA